This is a messenger RNA of Adineta ricciae, 1611 nucleotides long. The record is from the annotation of a GenBank genome assembly. Lineage: Eukaryota; Metazoa; Rotifera; Eurotatoria; Adinetida; Adinetidae.
AUGGACAAAAAACAGGCCUGUUCGAAUUCUGAAGCAUGUCUUCAAUUUAUCUACUCAAAAUUUGAUUCCUACAAACAAAUCCUCGACGACGAACAGCAUGCAUGUGAGAAACUGAUUGCUUCGAUUCGCGAGCACAUACGUCUGUAUGAUAAUGAUGAUGAAAAACUUCGUACAAUGACAGGAUUCAAUGCAAUUGAAUUAGCCAAUCAACUCGCUUAUUUCGAACAAGAAGCUUUCAAAACCUAUGAAGAAAAUAAAACAUGUUUGUUCAAGAUGUUUCAGAGGUUGCUCAGUUUCAAUCGUGAUUAUUCUUUCAACGAAGUUUUGCUCAAUGAACGUCAAAUAGCUGAUUUAUUUCAAUAUCGGCCAUCAGUGUUACCAAAUAUCAAACGAAUUUCGUUUCCGAAACAUUCCAAUUCAUCGUCGCAAAGCAAUUCGAUGAUGCAUCAUACCGAUCCAUCUCGUUUGAUCUUUCCGGAAGCACUGAAAGCACCUGUACAAUCAACGACCUUUAGCAAACGAGCUGAUAUCGAAGCAUUCCAACAGAAGCAAGGAUCUAUCCAAACGCGAAUUGAAAGCAAUGAAAUUGAUUUAACUCAACUCAUACGAGAUACCGUUCCGAUAACAUCAAAAUCUCAAUUUAACUUUGCUAAAGUCUCGCAACAUUUCCAACGACAACAAAAUCUCACCACAGCACCACGAAAGAAAAUCUCCAAGCCAACCGUUCCGUGCAACGAUGCAUUGCUCACUGCUGCCAACAAACGAUUUAUUCUUCUGUACAAUAUGAAUACAUCCAGACUACUCUACUUUUACGAUACACAAAAAGAUGAAACCAAAGAAUUUCCCUGGGAUGAAGAUAUUAUUCUUUCACUUGGUCAUGUUGAUGGUAGCUUAUUCUACAUCAUCACAGCAACAAAAAUCUUCCUCUUCGACAUCAUCAAAGAGAAUUUCGAUAGGCAAUACUUUCUUUACGAUACUCUUUACAAAGAUUUACUCCUACUCACUACUAAUCCUUCCUACCAAACAGCAAUAAAAUCUAACAAUCAGAUACAAUCGAUUGCUUUUGACGAUUUCUGUUACUAUCUGUAUACAACGAAAGAUUAUGAACAGUUAUUGAUAAAAUGUUCCAUAGAAACUUUUCAUCAUGAAGCCAGUAUAAAUUUAACAAGGCGCUAUCCCGAUAUUCAAUACUUUCUCGGCUUCACAGUCACAAGCAAAGGCUUAAUAACGUUUUUAAUUCAAGAUAACCAUGGUUUUCAUUUAUACUUCUGUGAUGAAUCUCAUAAUUAUGAUCUAAUUAAAAAACUGUCCGUCCGUGAUGCACUUGAACCAACGAAAAUUGUCACAACGUUUUUAUCGAAUAUUCAACUUCGUGGUUCAACAACAAAUAAAAGCAAAUCGGGCAAACAAGUCUGGUUUGUUUUAGAUCGACAAUCUAAUUGUGUACAUUGUCUAAUCCGUGAAAAUUACUUAACCAAAAUCAAUUCACCGACUGAAAACUUUAUUCAAUCAGUGACGAUAUUUGAUACUAAACUGAUUUUAGCUUAUAGUGAAUUAUCUGUGGAUAUAAUCGAUCUUGACAAUCAUUUUUCUUCGUGGUCGAUUUAUUAA